AUGUCGUCAUUCAAAAAAUGGCUCUCGAGGAAUGACAAGUCCGGAAAAACGAAGGCAGAGAGAGCCGAGAAGAGCCAGGUCAAUGCUCAAACCGACUCCGACAAAGAUGUUGGAAAUAAAAACAUAAUUGAGAAACCGAUUUUAGUUGUGGAGAAGAUCCUGCCGGCAAUUGCCCACAGCGAGGGUUCGAAAACGGCAGGUUCCUCAGAUGGCAAAUUGGCACUUUUUUCAGCAGACAAGCACUUAGAACUCGACAAGAGCGCCAAUGGGACCUCAUUCGAAGGUGCAGAGGGCUCCCAAUACGCUGUGAGCGACUCAGAUAGUCUGCUAUCAGAAUACGAGCGUUUCCCUUUGGUACGCCCUCAAAUCACGUCUCUUUUGCCUUUUGGAGAUGGCUCCAACAAAGUAUUUGGGUACGAGAAUUUCGGCAACACCUGCUACUGCAAUUCGGUUCUACAAGUGAUUUACAAUUUGCCAGAAUUGCGCGACCACAUAUUGGAAUUCCCAGCUCGCGAUUCAGGCGUUCCCAGGAGACGAAAAUUUCAGAUGCCGGGCGUGAAACCUCGAAUCUUUGAUGAGACGAGUUUCUUUUCACAAUGUAACGGUAAUGAUUCCUCGAAAAAAGCCAAUGGUGGCAGUGGUUGCAAUCAGAGCUCAGGAAAAGACACUGGAGGGCGCAAAAACUCAGCUCCCCAUUCUAGGGACAGAGAGAGCUUUAGGUCUACAACGAGUGCCAGAAGUCUCAGAUCUCACAGUUCCGCCACUGUUCAUGGUACCGUGAUGGCCUCGGAUGCCAUCACAGAAAAGCUGCAUGAGGGCUACACUCGAAUCGUGGUGGGACGCGUAGCGGGAAAAAACGGAAAGACGAGACAUACACAGGUUGCCGGCUCUGUCUUAAAUUCAGCACCACAAUCUGGGUCGUCAGUACCGUCUUCGUCAUCUAAUUCGUCGUCUGGUUCAUCUGCGAAACCACUUGAAACCUCGAGCGAAGAACGCAAGAAAGCAGCCCUCAUAAGAGGGCCAGUACUGAAUGUAGAUCACAAUUCGAAGGACUAUCUACAACCCAACGAAAAGCCUGGUCUAUACACCGCAUUAAAAGAUGUUUACGAAAGCAUAACUGAGAAUCGCUGUUUUACUGGAGUUGUGUCACCUAUUCAAUUUGUCGAGACCCUAAAACGCGAGAAUGUAUUGUUCAGCACCAUGAUGCAUCAGGAUGCUCACGAAUUUUUGAAUUACUUACUCAACGAAAUUAGCGAUUACGUCGACGCUCGUAACAAAAAGGGAAACGAAGACGAGUCCGAACCCCAGACUGGUAACUUCGUGGAUCAGCUGUUCAAGGGAACACUGACGAACAGGACGAAAUGCCUUACAUGCGAUAACGAAACUUUUCGCAACGAACCAUUUUUGGACUUUGCCAUUGAGGUGAAGGAUGAUGAAGAGACAGAUAUUAAGACUACCUUGUCUGACUAUCACCAACGAGAAAUGCUAAAUGGUGCAAACAAGUUUUACUGCGAUGAAUGCUGUGGAUUGCAAGAGGCUGAAAGAGUUGUCGGCCUCAAACAACUGCCGUUCUAUCUGGCUUUGCAUAUGAAGCGGUUCAAGUAUUCAGAGAAGCAAAAUUGCAACACCAAGCUUUUCAACAAAAUACACUAUCCAUUAAACUUAAAAGUUUGCUCCACCUUUGACUCUUCUGUUUGCAAACAAUACGAGCUGAUAGGUUUGGUAGUGCACAUGGGUGGAGGGCCUCAUCACGGCCACUAUGUGUCGUUGUGCAGGACUGAUAAAUUUGGAUGGUUGUUGUUCGACGACGAGACGGUUGAAACCGUCGAAGAAUCAACGGUCUUGAAAUUCAUUGGAAAUUCAGAUGACCUAACCACUGCGUAUCUUUUAUUUUAUAGAGAGGUUUCGGACUUCGGAAAAGAUUCGAGAGGUUCAGACAAGCGGCAGGAGUACGCAGAAGGUGUUGACCAACUGAUAAAACUGGAUGAAUUCACCAGAUCACACUUGGAUAACAGAUGCGACCAUGUGGGUGAUUUAGAGGGAGUUCCGGAAGAGCGCACGUCGAGCAAAUCAAAGGGUUCGAGAAGACGAUCCAGGCUGUUCAGCUUCCGGCGAUCAUCGAAAGAUUAG
Messenger RNA from Lachancea meyersii CBS 8951, 2130 nucleotides. NCBI's taxonomy places the organism in Eukaryota, Fungi, Ascomycota, Saccharomycetes, Saccharomycetales, Saccharomycetaceae. The record is from the annotation of a GenBank genome assembly.